Melozone crissalis (California towhee) is the source of this 1472-nucleotide messenger RNA. RefSeq names its product arg8-vasotocin receptor-like. Gene Ontology annotation, molecular function: peptide binding; vasopressin receptor activity. Bases 158 to 1273 code for a protein of 371 amino acids. Gene Ontology annotation, biological process: regulation of systemic arterial blood pressure by vasopressin; positive regulation of vasoconstriction; G protein-coupled receptor signaling pathway. The record is from RefSeq and is a predicted model, not a curated record. Gene Ontology annotation, cellular component: membrane. NCBI's taxonomy places the organism in Eukaryota, Metazoa, Chordata, Aves, Passeriformes, Passerellidae. The transcript is spliced from 2 exons.
ACGAUCCAAGUCCCACUGCUUUAGUUCGCAUGAGCAGGAAGAUUUGCUCGAAGAUACCCUGAAACUGGAACCCAGGCUGGUCUGUUUGCCAGCCAGUGCUUCACUGCUGUCAACCUCAGUGGCAAGUGGCAGCUACCGUGAGUAGCUUCUGUGCAUCAUGAAGAAUUUUUCAUUUCCUGUGCAGGAUAACACACAUCAGACCGAGAGUCCUCCUCCUCACAGAUUCCUGAGUUUGACAAAUCAAUCAGAUCCUAUUGGAAGACCAGAAAGAGAUGAGCAAUUAGCUCAAGUAGAGAUUGCUGUGCUGGGGGUCAUAUUUCUGACAGCGUCUGUGGGCAAUUUCAUUCUCAUACUGGUGCUGUGGCGAAGAAGAAAGAAGCUGUCUAGGAUGUAUGUGUUCAUGCUUCACCUCAGCAUUGCUGACUUAGUGGUAGCCUUUUUCCAAGUGCUGCCUCAGCUCAUUUGGGAUAUUACAGAUGUUUUCAUAGGGCCAGAUUUCUUGUGCAGAAUUAUCAAGUAUCUACAAUUGCUGGGCAUGUUUGCCUCUACAUAUAUGAUAGUGGUCAUGACAGUGGACAGAUAUCAAGCUGUUUGCUACCCCAUGGUCACUUUCCAAAAGAAGAGAGCUCUCUGGAACAUCCCCAUUUGCAGCAGCUGGUCUAUAGCACUGAUUCUUAGCCUACCACAGGUAUUUAUCUUUUCUAAGACUGAAAUAUCUCCAGGUGUCUUUGAAUGUUGGGGUGAAUUUAUUCAGCCCUGGGGGCCGAGGGCAUAUGUGACUUGGAUUUUUGUAGUUAUAUUCUUCAUUCCCUCAGCAAUCCUUAUCACAUGCCAGGUCAAGAUUUGCAAAAUAAUCAGAAGAAAUAUAAACGUGAAAAAACAGAAUGAAUGUGAAGCAACAAAUCAGAAUCAAGUCCUGCCAUCCCGAGCAAGCAGUGUGAACUGUAUUUCAAAGGCUAUGAUCAAGACAGUAAAAAUGACAGUGGUGACAGUUGUUGCCUAUGUUCUGUGUUGGUCACCUUUCUUCAUUGCCCAGCUGUGGUCUGUGUGGUUCCCCAGCAUCCUGACCGAAGGUUCAGCAUUCACCAUUAUAAUGCUCCUUGGCAAUCUAAAUAGUUGUGCCAACCCAUGGAUUUACAUGUAUUUCUGUGGCCAGAUUCCACAUUGCGCAAGCAAGCAGCUGGAGAAUACCUCGGCUCAAGAGGAAUCCGUGUUCACGGGCAGCAUUCACCUCGCAGACAGAGACCCUGAGGAGAACAGUACUUCUGCAUAAAUGCUGAGGGCUUCUUGUUGUUUUGUUACAUUCCCUCUGUUCACAAGACAUAGUGAUAUUUUACCAUCAUCCCUUAUUUUGUGGAUAAGGAAGAUGAAAAAUUGUUUUUUGUUGUAAAAAUAUAUUUCUCUGCAGUUCUGUAGCAUAUUCAGGAAGUUUCUGUGUUGUGCAAGCCUGACUCAGUGCUUCAAUUGCCACU